GCAAUAUAUAAUAUGACUUUGUAUGGAGGGUUCGGCGGGUGUUGUUUUGUUAUGGAUAAUAGGAUCAGGGAAAAAAACUUAAAAGCGAGAAUGGAAUUCGGUAACGAAAAUGACAACAAUGUGAUCAAUUGGCCUAGCAAGAGGGAAGGAGCGGGACCAAAUGGGGAGCAGAAGAUUGUAAAGAGGAAACUGUACGUAGGUUGCAGUCCGAGAAAUAACGGACUGCAUAAGGAUGCUUCGCUAUGGUGGAUGGGUGAAGAAGAUGGAGGAGGGAGAUGGUGCGAGGUGGUUGGCUAUGGUGGGUGGGUGAAGAAGAUGGAGGAAGAAGAUGGCGUGAGACAGCAGCGAUGGAUCAGAAAGCAGGCGAGACUGACGAGCCCUACGAGGCACGGCUGGCGGCCAUCAUGGCCGAAACCAAGCACAGACGCAGCGGCAGCAGCACGGAAGAAGCGGGAAGCAGAGGCAGAGAAACAGCGUCUUCUGGCUGAAAAACAACGGCAGAAGCACGCGGCAGCAGCAGCCAAGGCAGCUGAUGAAAAACGUGUGCGGCGACGCGAGACCAUAUUCAGGGAGGAGAAUUCACUUCACGCACAGGCCAAGGAUUGGCAGAGGGACGUCGAGAGCGGCGAGUCCGUCGACUACGGGAGCAAGGUAUCUCAUCUGCUCAACCGUGUCACGGACCUCCUCGCGACUUGCAUCGCGCAGCAGGAGGAUAUCUACUAUCUCGACCACACCAGCAAGGCGUUACAUCAGUCACUGGACCAGACGCUCAAGCGCGUUCAGCCGCUGGAGCAGCAGGUCGCUAACGCCAAUGCCAGCGCCGACCCCUCCUACCUCGCCGACCUCGUCAACGUUUUGGAGAUAGACGUGGGGACACUCAAGGCCGGGACGCAACAGCACGUUUGCGCCGCAGCCAGCUCCAGCACGACGCCACGUGAGACCAUGGUCAAGUUUGACGGGCUCCCGAUCUUCUGUGACGCAUCGAAGACGGACCCCAUACAAUGGUGGCGCCAGUUCGACCUCAAGCUGGACCUCCACCACGUCGCCAACGAGAACCGGCACGCCUAUUUGUACUCCCGCUCCGGAGGUGCGUGCCAAUCAUGGCUGGACAAUAUGCUGUCGGCACACACAUGUACAGCCACAGAAUUACAUAAGUACAUCACCUGGGCGGAUCUCACGGUGGCAUGGAAGAAGCAUUUCCAAGUGGAACUGCCGGAACACCAGGCGAUGGACAAGUUGUUGACAUUCACGCAACACAACAUGCCAAGCGGCGACUGGAUAUCUGAGUUCCAACGCCUGGCAAGCAUGCCCAAGUUGCCGCUGAAUUUUGACGGCAUCAAGCUUUACUUCAUCAAGAGGUCGUGCCCAGCGCUGCAGAAUGCGUUGACUCAUGUCGCCGAGACCCUUACCACAAGUGAGGAACUCUUCAACAAGGUCGCGCAGAUCAUUGUGACGAAUUUGGCAGCCCGGAAUAUGGACCAUUCGUCCAAUGCCGGCCAGGGCGCGAAUCAGCAUCGGUCGUCGGCCGAAAGUGGCCGUGGUCGCAGCAGCAAUGCCUAGCGACCCUUCAACUUCAAACGAGGCCACGACGUCUGACGAGGGAGACAGACUCGCCGCUGCCCAAAAUGGUGGCCGCCCCGCCAAAGAACGA
Messenger RNA from Chara braunii, 1651 nucleotides. The record is from the annotation of a GenBank genome assembly. NCBI's taxonomy places the organism in Eukaryota, Viridiplantae, Streptophyta, Charophyceae, Charales, Characeae.